AUGGCCAAGGAUGCAGGUUUAGGACUCGAAACUGAGCUAACAUUGGCGCUUCCCGGAGGAGGUGGUGGUGACCCUAAUGGUUCAAUGGAAACAAAACAGAAGAAAAGGGUGUUUUAUGAAUUUUCCGGUGAAGAGUCGACAAAGGUGGCGAUCAAGAAUCAAGUGGUGGGGUGGCCACCAGUAUGUUCUUACCGGCUGAAGAAUAGCUUUAGUGGGGAAGAGGGAACAAAAAUCUACGUGAAAGUUAGCAUGGAUGGUGCUCCUUUUCUACGCAAGAUUGAUUUGAGUACACAUGAGGAUUAUUCUGGUCUUCUCAUGGCUCUUGAAAAACUCUUUGGCUGCUAUGGCAUUGGUGAACGAGACAAUAGUGAAUACAUUCCAAUAUACGAGGACAAAGAUGGCGACUGGAUGCUUGUUGGAGAUGUCCCAUGGCAGAUGUUUAGUGGAUCAUGCAAAAGGCUAAGAAUCAUGAAGAGGUUGGAUGCUAAGGGCAUAAAGCUUCAUGCAGAAGACCUUCUCAAGGGCAUUUCAAUGGAGGCAUGA
Molecule: messenger RNA, 543 nt
Organism: Fraxinus pennsylvanica
Lineage: Eukaryota; Viridiplantae; Streptophyta; Magnoliopsida; Lamiales; Oleaceae
Source: the annotation of a GenBank genome assembly